UAGUUCAUCUGAUCUAUCGAGUUGCGAGACGAGUGAGAGAGUAGAUAGUAGAUACUUCAUAUUAGUGCUAGUAUUAGUUGUAUGGAAUGGGUUCGUUUAAAAUAUGUUAGUGAUUUCAUUUAAGAAAAUUUAAAAAGGUAAACUAAAUGUGAUACCAUGAUUUAUUUGUAAAUUGCGGUUAACUAAAAGUGGGGACCCACUUAUUUGUGCAUUUACAGUUAUUCGCGUAACACGUAUUUUGUGCAUAGAGUUCGAGCAUUGAAUUAGGCCACAUAGCGAUCUCUCCCUAAAAUACCGCUGUUCUGGCUGUCGAGUGUCGACGUAGGUAUCGAGACGGGCCAGCAAGUGAGUGCUAUGUCUUGUUAAUAAUUGCAAAUUAAAUUGGACUUAACAGAUUAGAUUGGUGAUUAUAAAUUAAGUGAGGCGGGAGAGUGAUGAACAAAAAAGGCCGCGAGUUAAUGUGAUGUCAUCAAAAGGGGAAACAGAGGCCGACUCUGGCACCGUGUCGCCAAAUCUUGCUGCUGUUAAAAAUGAACCGACGGUGGCAGCACCUAGUAAAGAAACUCCAAAGCGGGGCAGUGGUACAUUACUUAAAUGUACCACUUGCAAUAGUUUUAGUACCUUAAGCACACGGGCUUUAAAUACACAUAUGGCGCAGUGUUCACCGGAUAACAAUAAUGUGGCCGCAGCUCAGAACACCGACACGCGGCCACACAGAAAGCUCUUCGAGUGUGAUGUGUGCAAUAUGAAAUUCUCAAAUGGCGCUAACAUGCGCCGACAUAAAAUGAGACACACCGGCGUAAAACCCUACGAAUGUAGGGUGUGCCAGAAGAGAUUUUUCCGCAAGGAUCAUUUAGCCGAACACUUUACAACUCACACCAAAAGCUUGCCAUACCAUUGCCCGAUUUGCAAUAGAGGAUUCCAACGACAGAUCGCGAUGCGUGCCCACUUCCAAAACGAACACGUGGGACAGCAUGACCUCGUUAAAACUUGCCCGCUUUGUAGUUACCGUGCGCCGACAAUGAAGAGUCUCAGAGUUCAUUUCUUUAACAGGCACGGUAUCGAUCUCGACAAUCCAGGUCCCGGCAAUAACUCUGUUUCCCUUCUCGCUGCUGGCAUCGCAAAUGCCGCAUACGCCGAUGGUACAAUGGACCCUAGCACACUGAAUGCACUCGGAGCUCUUGGCUCUGGACUAUCCGUAUCGGUUGCGGCAGCUUACUCCGACAGUGGAGAUAGUAACGGCGAAAGAUCUGUUGACAAUGCAACGCCACCUAUGCACUAUUUGACCCCUCAUGUCGAAAUAUCUAUGGCAGAUAAUAAUGACACCUUCUCUCCAGGGCAAACAAACCACAUGAGUAAUUCAGAGUCCCGUAUGAACGGCGAAGGUCCGAGCUCACCGCAGUCCGGCGACAGCGCUGUCGCCAGCAGCUCACUCUCUGCAGGCCUUCCCACUAACAUCACCCCGUCCAUCACGCUCAUACCUAUCAAGCAAGAACCAAAUGCUCAAGACGAGUCGAACUCCGGCGAGCAAGGCGACGCGAACAGCGGCGACAAACGUGACGUGUCGUCGAGCCUCCCGUCCCUUAUCAAAGUGUCGCCGCUCAAGAGCCUCUUGCGGGAAGACAUACGCCGCCGAAUCUCUGCCCGCGGACGGACUCGCGGUUCCAAUGCUUCUCGAUCUUCUCCGUGCGAAGGCGGCGUGAUAACCUCAACCCACGGUGAUGCCGCCCUACUACCCUCCUCGCUCGUGUGCACGUUCUGCUCCAUCACGUUCCCGGACUCGACGCUCUACUUCCUGCACAAGGGCUGCCACUGCGACUCCAACCCGUGGAAGUGCAACAUCUGCGGCGAACAGUGCUGCAACGUGUACGAGUUCAACUCCCACCUUCUCAGCAAGAGUCAUCAAUGACUGUUUGCAGGGGGGACGUCCGAACACUGACUUUGAACGAUGCACUGUGUAACUACGCGAGCGCUUCGAAGGUACUUCUUCACUUUUCGUUUCCUCUCCCUCUCUCCCUACGAACGUUUCCUAUGUUGAAGUGCUUCGAAUAUGCUAACGCUAACGUCCCCCCGAAGCUAAUGAAAGUGCAAAUUCGAGAAGUUUAUAAUAUGGUUAUUGUAGGUAAAUGAGUGAAGAUAUUUUUAUGGAUAUUUUAGUACUUAAUUGUUUGCGGUUUUAAUUAGCGUCGAUUAUAAAAAAAAAGUUUGGGACCUGUUAUGGUUGAUGUUUUUGGAAAGUUUCAACAUUCCAAAUUGUAACGAAUGCAUUCCAUUUGAUGAGAUUGAUUAUAUGAAGCCUCUGGUGGGGAAAGAAGUAAUACUUAUUUGUUAUCUUAAAAAGAUUUUAUUUAUUAAUUUAAUUAAUUUCAAGUGUGUACUUAAACGUACAGAGAGUUUUACAAAACAAUAUUUAUAGUAUAUUAUGUGGUGCGAUAGUAAAUUUUACAAAUGUUUAAAAGAGAUGCAGAUAGUGUACAAAUUAAUAUAUUUUUACAUUUCACUA
Messenger RNA from Colias croceus (clouded yellow), 2503 nucleotides. Its product is annotated as zinc finger protein ztf-16. NCBI's taxonomy places the organism in Eukaryota, Metazoa, Arthropoda, Insecta, Lepidoptera, Pieridae. Gene Ontology annotation, biological process: regulation of transcription by RNA polymerase II. Gene Ontology annotation, molecular function: RNA polymerase II cis-regulatory region sequence-specific DNA binding; DNA-binding transcription factor activity. The coding region runs from base 464 to 1909 and encodes 481 amino acids. The transcript has 7 exons. The record is from RefSeq and is a predicted model, not a curated record.